Messenger RNA from Stegastes partitus (bicolor damselfish), 1054 nucleotides. Its product is annotated as H-2 class II histocompatibility antigen, A-Q alpha chain-like. Gene Ontology annotation, biological process: antigen processing and presentation; immune response. Bases 139 to 861 code for a protein of 240 amino acids. The record is from RefSeq and is a predicted model, not a curated record. Gene Ontology annotation, cellular component: MHC class II protein complex; membrane. Lineage: Eukaryota; Metazoa; Chordata; Actinopteri; Pomacentridae. The transcript is spliced from 4 exons.
GCUGUUGUUUGUGUUUAGUCCAACACGUUAGCUUGAGUUUGUAGAAGGAGGAAGACUUGAUCGAACACUGUCACCUUUGAGAAGCGUCGUAUUUCUUGACUGCUGACUACAGAGAAGACGAGAGCUGCGACACUCAACAUGUUCCUCAGAAUUCUGCUGAUUUUCUCCGGAGCGUUUUGCGUCUGUGCAGAAAAAAGUCUUGAGUUGUGUCACGUCUUUGGAUGCUAUGAUUCAAGUGACACUCAACUGUGCACGACGCUGGACGAUGACGAAGUCUACUACGCAGACUUUAAAAAAGAGAUUCUUAUUUGGGAUAGUAAAAUACCUUCAAGUUUUCAUGUUCCCUGGGCUUACAAAUAUGCACUGAAAUACCGAACUAUGUGUAAAGGUGACAUGCAAAGAUGGAAAACAGACAAGUCGAUCAUAAAGAAGAAGAAGCCUCCAGAUAUCAUCAUGUACUCCAGAGAUGAGGUGGUAAAGGAGGAAGAUAACACCCUCAUCUGCUUCAUCAACAACUUCUUCCCUCCCAAAAUCAACAUCACGUGGACCAAGAAUGACAUAGAAUUAACAGAGGAAGAGCCUUUCAUUACAUUUUUACCCAAUCCUGACGGGACGUUCCAUUUUUUCUCCCGUCUGGACUUCACCCCGACAGACGGAGACAUUUACAGCUGCACGGUGGAGCACGAAGCGCUGGAGACGCCUCAGACCAAGUUUUGGGAAGUUGAGAUCGAGGAAGCCAGCAGUGGUCCAGCCAUCUUCUGUGGCCUCGGCCUGACUCUGGGAGUUCUGGGAGUUGUUGGAGGAACAUUCCUCUUUGUGAAAGGAAACCAUUAUCAGGGCGUCCUGGAGCCUUCUGGUUGACACGUGGGACACAUCCAGACUGGCUUUGUGUUUGCUGGCAGUUUGUUUUGGUGCCACUUUCUCCCGUCUCUUGCUUGCUGAUAUCAGUCUGUCAGGAAUGAAGGUUUUUCUUUAUAGUUUGUGUUGUCACUUGUUUAUCUGUUUUGCUUUGUGAAUCCAUAACUCACAAUAAAUACAUGAUUUAUAUUUUCCA